This is a messenger RNA of Porites lobata, 1118 nucleotides long. Lineage: Eukaryota; Metazoa; Cnidaria; Anthozoa; Scleractinia; Poritidae. The record is from the annotation of a GenBank genome assembly.
AAGUCAAGCCCAAAGAAAAGCACUGUCUCUAGUGUCACUAAUCAGGACCAAAAUGGCCAUGAGGAGGUUCAGGUGGAUACAAAGGGUGAAAGGAAAGAUGAUGAGGAGGAGGAGAUGGUUGCGUCCGAAGUGCUUGUUACUGGAAGUCCUAGUCAGAAGAGUGCACGGGCAUGUCAUGUUGUACAAGACAGAAGUGCUGAUAAUAUUGGUGGCAUUUAUCCACAAGUUUUGGUCAUAAGUUUUACUCAUUGCUUCAACAGUGUGUCUACUAUUUAUCAGUGUAAAUGUAUGAUACGAUUUUUACCCAAGAUUAAUAAUUUUAUAAUUAUUUAAAACGCAGUUCUGCACUGGCAACGGAAAUAUCAAAUUCUUCUCUUUUUCAGGCUGUGUGCCAACUGUAAAAAGUUAAAAUCCAAAGAAAAUAGUUAACAAAACCAGUAUGUUGGGUCGAAAUUCAAAUACGACAGACUGAAAAGGCAGGGAUACAAAAAGGGACAAAAAGGUUACUUUGUGUCACUAAAAGUUUUUUGAAAAACCAGAUUUAUGAAGACAAGAGGAGCAAAAAUUGGCUGGAUAAAGACAGAUCUGAUGAUGAUGAAUUACACCUUUGUUAACAAAAAUGUUGGGUUCCACCAAUGAAAAAACAUUUGGUUUUUAUUGAACUUUUAGACCUCACUGGUGCUGGUGUAAACAUGUAGAUGUAGAAACUUACACUUUUACACCACGUUCCUAGCUUAAAACUCCCUUUUUUUACUUUUAGUGUCCAUGUUACAGAUGACAACCUUCACACUCAGCCAAAACAUGUGGUUUUCUUGGCUCAGCUGUUGAUGCUGUAGCAGUUUUGUCACAUUUGUACAGCUGAUGAUCCAGAAGUAAAUACUCGCCACGAGAGCACAAUGACUGUUGUGACCACCACCUGUCACAACGUAAAGUGUUUAAGAAAAGUUUUUACCUGGAGAAGUCAGCCGAACAUGCCAGGAACUCAAAUGCUGCUGGCAAUUUUCAUUUGUUUUGGUAUCCAAAACCUGGUGAGUCGGCUAGUAACGUGCUCCACUUUUUUCAGCACAUGGGACUGGGAUGUAUAUCUUUGCAUUUCUUCUUCUGAUACCAGAGAGUAA